This is a messenger RNA of Cylindrotheca closterium, 1029 nucleotides long. Lineage: Eukaryota; Bacillariophyta; Bacillariophyceae; Bacillariales; Bacillariaceae. The record is from the annotation of a GenBank genome assembly.
AUGGCAUUUGGAUUAUUUACCAGCAAUAAAAAUGAAGACCGAGAUAAUAAUAAUGAUCGAGGGCAUACUACCUCUUCAUGGUGGAUCCACCGGGGUGAAAGAUCAAGGACAAAUAAACGCGAUUCCGAUUUGAAGACUUCCCCUACUGCGGUCCGGAAUUCCUUCCUUGCCGGUUGGACGGCCGGAAUUACAGGAACAUUGGCAGGCCACCCGCUGGAUUCCCUGAAAGUCUGGGUGCAGACUGGGAUUCGACCUACCAAAGACACUGCUUCCGCAAAAUCAUCGGGGAUGCUGAAUACUGUCCGUCGGUAUUACUCGGGCGUUGGGGGGCCGUUGGUGACAGUCGGCAUACUGUCGUCCAUCAACUUUGCUGUCUAUGAUACGACAAGACGGUUCUUGUAUUUCAAUAUCCAAAGACCAAAGGCUGAUCCGUAUGGCCCCGAACGACGCGACUAUUUGAAUGAUGACUCCUACACAUCCGUGGGUGUAGCAGGAUUCGCUGCCGGAACUGUCUUGUCCAUGAUCCAUGCUCCCAUUCUCAUGGUCAAGACAAUGCAGCAGACCAAACAGAUGACUGUUAAGGAGGCACUUCGGUUGACACGAGCACAUCCGACAACUGGCUUUGGAGUUCACUUUCUCGUCGAAACAUUAAAUAGAUCAGUGUACUUUUGCACAUAUGAAUAUCUGAAACGACAGUUUGAACAGCAGCAACGAGACUUGGAUGAUGAUUCAAUUUCGAAAUCACCAAAAGCGUCCUUGGGUGGCCGAAUGAUCAGUGCUGCCGCAGCUGGAAUCAACUGUUGGGCAAUGCUGUACCCUGCUGAUGCACUUCGAAGUCGUAUGUACGCACAUAUGGCUACUGGUGAUCCAGUUUCAAGCCUAGAAAUGGUCAAGACUAUGUAUGCAGAAGGCGGAAUCCGCAAUUUCUAUCGGGGAUUUACGGUCACGACCUUGCGUGCUGGACCCGUGGCAGCCGCUAUUCUUCCGGUGUACGAUUAUGUUUUGGAUACUCUCAACUCGAUGUCUUAA